AUGCCAAUCCUUUCGUCCUUCGUUUCUCCCUCCACCUGUGUCCCCUCCCUCGUGCAUUUUUUCCCCCAGAUCGUUCGUCUGCUGGCCGUGCAUCCGUCGCUGCAAGUCACUGUCAUGACGGCAGAUCGCAAGGCCGGGCUGCCGCUCUCGUCCGUCUUCCCUCACCUCAUCUCCCAGGUCGAUCUCCCCAACAUGGUCGCCGUGGCAGAUGCGGAUUUUUCCCAGGUGGACGCGGUCUUCUGCUGCCUGCCGCACGGCACCACUCAGGAAAUUAUUGCAGCGCUGCCCGAGCACCUGAAGAUUGUGGAUCUGUCUGCUGAUUUCCGGUUGAGGGACGUGAACGAGUAUGCACAGUGGUAUGGCGGCGAGCACAGGGCGCCCAAGCUGCAGGAAGAGGCGGUGUAUGGGUUGACUGAGAUCUACAGAGACGCAGUGAAGGCUGCCCGCCUGGUGGCCAAUCCCGGAUGCUAUCCCACGUCCGUGCAGCUCCCUCUCAUCCCCCUUCUUCAGUCCAAGCUCAUCCUGCCAGACGGAAUUAUCAUCGAUGCCAAGUCGGGAGUGAGUGGAGCAGGGCGCGGGGCCAAGGAGGCGAAUCUCUACACGGAGGUGGCCGAGGGCAUCCACCCGUAUGGCGUCACCAACCACAGGCACGUGCCCGAGAUUGAGCAGGGCUUGAAGGAGUUUGCAGGGGGAGCGGAUGUGACUGUCAGCUUCACUCCCCACCUCAUGCCCAUGUCACGCGGCAUGCUGUCAACCAUCUACGUUCAGAUGGCACCUGGUGCAACAGUGGACGACCUGAGAGAACACCUGAUCAGCAGAUACCAGGAUGAGGAGUUUGUGGUGGUGCUGCCCAAGGGGAUUGUGCCGCACACACGCCACGUGAGGGGCUCCAACUACUGCCUCGUCAAUGUCUUCCCAGACCGCAUUCCGGGCCGCGCAAUCAUCACUUCUGUGGAGAGUCCCGCGCCGCACAUUGGCUUUAAAGCAGCUCCCCGCGUGCUCCUCCCCAAGCCUCGCGACACCGUCGCCAUCAACCGCCUCGCGAUCCUCCUCAUGUGGUUACCCGUUUUCGCGAUCCUGCUCGUGAUUCUCGGCGGAGCAUCCGAGCGUCUCCCCGUGUGGGACACGGGUCUGCUUGAUGACGUGGACGAGCAGCUGACGCGGCGAGCGCUCGCGCAGCUGCAGAAGGAUGAUGAGAUGGCAGCCGUCGGGAGGACGCAUGUCGUGGCUCCCAAGAUCGCGUUCCUGUUCAUCGUGCGAGGCCCGCUGCCACUCGCGCCCGUCUGGGAGCGAUUUUUCAAAGGCCACCAGGGGCGCUACUCCGUGCACGUGCACGUCUCCACGCCCAACUUCACUCUGGAUGACGUGGUGGACUCGCCCAGCUUCAAAGGCACCCAGGUGCCGGGAGUGCGGAUCUCAUGGGGCGGCCCAAAUCUCAUCCGAGCAGAGAAACGGCUUCUGGCUGCUGCCCUCGAGGAUCCGGGCAACCAGCGAUUCGUGCUCGUGUCCGACAAGUGUCUCCCCAUCUUCAACUUCACCUACGUGUGGGACUACCUUUUCGCCACCAACGUCAGCUUCAUUACCAGCUAUGAGAGCGGGUGGAGAUGGGUGUUUACAAUGGCGCCAACGAUCAAACGCCACCAGUUUAGAAAGGGGUCGCAGUGGUUUGCCCUAACGCGUGCCCAUGCAGCCCUCAUUGUGAGGGACCGGAAGUACUAUGACCUUUUCGUAGAGACCUUUUCUGAGAUCCCUGAUGAAAGCUACAUUCAAACAGUUCUUGCGAUUGAAGACCCUGAGAAUGUGGACACGCGGAGUGUGCUCUAUGUGCACUGGGGCGGGGCGAUCUCACGACAUCCUGCUUCAUACACCCCGGAAGAAAUCAAUCCCGGUUUUAUCCGCAAAGUACAGAACAGCCCUAGAAGCUCCACGCUCUGCCUACCUCGAGUUCUAGAGCCGCUCCUAACCAUUCUCAAGCACUGCUUGAGCGAUAACCUUCGCAGUUUUAAUUUUGAAGGCGGUAUUCCGGUUGCGAUCUUGGACGUGAUGGCGGAGGUCGAGGGAAAGCGCGUCAUCACUGUGGAUGACAUCAAGACGGUGCCGAUGGAUUUCCGGUUUCCUACAGCGAACCAGGCGAAGCACUGCUUCACGUGCUACAACGAGUUCCACAAGUGCAUUGCCGAGAAGGGCGAGGGCGCCUCGGAGUGUCAGAAGUUUGCCAAGGCCUACCGGACAUUGUGCCCUGCUGAAUGGGUUGACAAGUGGAACGAGGACAGGGAACAGGGUAUCUUCGUGGGCCGCUACUAA
Molecule: messenger RNA, 2304 nt
Organism: Closterium sp. NIES-65
Lineage: Eukaryota; Viridiplantae; Streptophyta; Zygnematophyceae; Desmidiales; Closteriaceae
Source: the annotation of a GenBank genome assembly